Molecule: messenger RNA, 1575 nt
Organism: Carya illinoinensis
Lineage: Eukaryota; Viridiplantae; Streptophyta; Magnoliopsida; Fagales; Juglandaceae
Product: endonuclease III homolog 1, chloroplastic-like
Exons: 11
Coding region: 14-1237 (407 amino acids)
Biological process (GO): base-excision repair; base-excision repair, AP site formation; nucleotide-excision repair
Cellular component (GO): nucleus; chloroplast nucleoid
Molecular function (GO): DNA binding; DNA-(apurinic or apyrimidinic site) endonuclease activity; oxidized pyrimidine nucleobase lesion DNA N-glycosylase activity
Source: RefSeq, a predicted model, not a curated record
UUGUUCGGUACCUAUGAAAAAUAAAAUAAAAUAUGGUUUUUUCUUCCCUCCUUUUCAAAAACCCAAAAUGUCCCUUGUUCUCCUCAGAAGUCACUUUGGCACCCUUCCGCUUUCUACAGGUUUUGGGCGAACCAGAUCAUUCAGCAGCAUGUCCAAUCCCAAAACAAGAUCAUCUUUCAAACUCCUCCAGUCCCAAUGCGAAACCCCCGCUUCAGAGCCAAACCCAGGCUCUGAAUCUUCCAAUGGCGGUUCGGUAUCAGAACUUCGUGUUUUUGUGAGGAAGAAGAGAGGGAGAAAGAUUAUAGAGACUCAAGAAACGAAGUAUGAAGCAGAACCUCUUGACCAAAAACAACGUGGCCCACCUGAAAUCGAAGAAUUUGGGUACAAACAAGUGAAUGGAUCUUUUCAGUCAAGCAACGCCUCCUUUGCCAAUGUCCCUACAGGUGAACCACCUCCAAAUUGGGAAAAAGUCCUUGAAGGAAUUCGCAAAAUGAGGUCUGCUGAGGAUGCACCAGUGGACACAAUGGGAUGUGAGAAAGCUGGCAAUUCUCUUCCUCCUAAGGAAAGAAGAUUUGCUGUCUUAGUAUCUUCGCUCCUGUCAAGUCAAACCAAGGAUAACGUUACUCAUGGAGCAAUCCAGCGUCUUCUUCAAAAUGAUCUGCUUGCUGCCGAUACCAUUGACAAAGCUGAUGAAGCAACUAUCAAAGGCUUGAUUUACCCUGUUGGAUUUUAUACAAGAAAAGCUGCUAACAUGAAGAAAAUUGCAAAAAUUUGUCUCGUGAAGUAUGAUGGAGACAUACCUAGCUCAUUGGAGGAACUGCUCCUACUUCCGGGGAUAGGCCCUAAGAUGGCUCAUUUGGUUAUGAAUGUAGGGUGGAAUAAUGUUCAAGGGAUAUGUGUUGAUACUCAUGUGCACCGAAUUUGUAAUCGGCUUGGAUGGGUAUCAAAGCCCCGCACAAAACAGAGGGGUAUGAAAGGUGAACUAAUAUGUGAAGGGCUUCAGCUCAAGAAAACUUCAACACCUGAGGAAACAAGACAGGCAUUGCAACUGUGGCUUCCAAAGGAAGAAUGGGUUCCGAUAAAUCCUCUUUUGGUAGGAUUUGGACAGACUGUUUGUACACCCCUCAGACCUAACUGUGGAAUGUGCAGUGUAAGUGACUUCUGCCCAUCUGCAUUCAGAGAGAUCUCGAGGUCACCAUCCAAGUCAAAAAGUUCUAGUCCGAGCAAGAAGCUUUGAUCAGCUAGGUUCCUCCAUAAGACGUUUGAAUAUCUUUUGUGUACAUUGCAGUCCUGAAGGGUAGACACAUGUUUUUCACCUUCUUUUCGUUUUGAAUAUGCGUUGUGUUUUCAGCCUAGUAUCAUACAUUGACUGCAUAUAUAAUUUAGGAGGAAGACAGUUUACCAUUGUAUAUUGGUGAAAGGGAAUAGGAGGAAGGCAGAUUCAGCAGGCAAAACUUUUGUUAGGAGCCUAACAUCGAUCUAACUUUGCAAUUUAUAUUCAGCACAUUAAUGUAUUUUUUGGAUAUAGGGCUAUUUUGAGAAUGUUGAAAUGUAUUAAGAUAAAGUUGAGAUGAA